Kluyveromyces marxianus DMKU3-1042 is the source of this 1485-nucleotide messenger RNA. It is a transcript of the gene STE7, whose product is annotated as mitogen-activated protein kinase kinase STE7. Lineage: Eukaryota; Fungi; Ascomycota; Saccharomycetes; Saccharomycetales; Saccharomycetaceae. Gene Ontology annotation, biological process: MAPK cascade; protein phosphorylation. The transcript has a single exon. Gene Ontology annotation, molecular function: MAP kinase kinase activity; ATP binding. The record is from RefSeq and is a predicted model, not a curated record. Bases 1 to 1485 code for a protein of 494 amino acids.
AUGGCCGUCGAAGUGUUAAGCCAAGAGGCUUCCGGUGGACCAGACACAUCGAACUUGUUUCGACCCAAGACCCUCAAACGAAAGAACUUGAAACAUCUGACGUUACAGCCUGCUGCUUCUGGCGAUGACAGCCCGAAAGCCGGCAGCACGAGCCCGCUGGAAGGAUCUGUGGGCAGCAAUGUCACGAGGAAACAGCCCACUUUGGAGGCAAUUGCGUCUCUCAACAGGGACACGUCUUUGCAGAGCAUUUCUGUGCUUCCCGGCAGUUCGAGCGCGUCAGAUAUGUCAUCAAUUACAAGCGGGACCACGCCCACGAUGCCCAUGGCUAUGGGCGCAGCUGUGUCAGUAUCUGCAGCAAACGCAGGUUCCGGCAUGGCCCAGAACCAGGAUGAAACAGCAACCCUUACUACACAGAUUGCAAGGCUGUCGCUUACGCCGGAAAACGGAAUCCAGCUCGAAAACCUCGUUCGCUUGAGCAAGAUCGGUGCAGGGAACUCGGGAACAGUCGUCAAGACGUUGCACGUGCCGGACUCCAGUAUCAUAGCCAAGAAGACUAUCCCAGUCGAGAAUAAAGAAGUGUUGAAGAACCAGCUGGUCAGAGAAUUAACAAUCAUGAAAAACGUCAAGGCCCACGAUAACAUCGUUGGGUUUUACGGCGCAUUCUACGACCCGUCAACAACAAACGAGAUCGUAAUACUGAUGGAGUACAUGGAUUGCGGCUCGCUGGACAAAAUCCUCACCGUGUACCGUUCCGAUUGCCAAAGGAAAAACUUGCCGAUAUCGUGCAAGACGUCGUGGUUCAACGAAAUGACGCUUUCCAGAAUCUCAUACUGCGUUUUGAACGGACUUAUUUACCUAUACGACAACUACAAGAUCAUCCACAGAGACAUUAAACCUUCCAACAUCCUUAUCAGCUCCAAGGGUAGCGUUAAGAUCUGUGAUUUCGGUGUUUCAACGACACUGAUAAACUCCCUCGCAGACACUUUUGUUGGAACAUCCACUUACAUGUCACCAGAACGUAUCCAGGGUGGCAGGUACACCACUAAGGGCGAUGUUUGGUCACUCGGACUGAUGAUAAUAGAGUUGUCCACCGGGGAAUUCCCACUUGGUGGUCACCACGACACUCCAGAAGGUAUACUUGAUCUUUUACAACGAAUCGUCAACGAACCAGCGCCAAGGUUACCGAAACAUGAACACUUUUCAAUCCAGAUGACUGAUUUUGUUAACAGAUGUUGCAUAAAAGAGGAGAGGGGAAGAUCCUCUUUGAAGGAACUCAUCUGCCAUGAUUUUAUCUGCAAAUAUAACACAAGAGACACAAUUGCAAAAGAGUUCAGGCAUUGGUGUAAGAAAGUCAAGAAGCGGAUUAAAGAGGAUAAAAUGAUAAAGAGAGAAGAGUCAGAAAGAAAUAAGGCAGAAAAAAGACAAUUAGAAAAAGCAGCCCUAGCGGUUACCGCAGCAAGGUCCUCUGGAUCCGUUAGAAGAUAA